CAGCCGCGGUAUUGAGGAAAUAUACCCUACCGUAAUACGUUGUACGCAUGUGUUAGGCUCUAGGAUAUUAGGAAAACCGGCAAGGACGAUACGCAGAAUACGAUAGGCAGAAAUAUUCGACCCUGUAUCCCAUGACCUAUCGUCGUUUUUGUUAUAUAAUAUGUAUGAAUGCCGGCUCAGGUUUUCCGGAUCGACGGAAUCAAACAUCGGUCCAGUUUAUUUGGUCCCAUAGAUCGGCUUGCGAGUUUCGGGCCUACCCUGUCUUCUCAUACUGUCUUGCUUUUGCUUUAAGGUUAAGGCCUUUGCCCUCGCCCUGUCCUGACUAGCUUGCUCGACAUGCAAGUUGUUGGGGAUGUAUUUCUCUAGUAUACUUGCAGCCACCGCGCUGUCAUUCCUUAUUGUAUCCGCGUCGGUGAUACCAGUCCCUCCUUCACGAAGAGCAGAAGACGAUGCUCCUGUUAUGAACAUAGAUUUCGCCGACCCGUCGAUACUCGAAGAUGAUGAGGGUAAUUGGUACGCUUUUGGGACGACUGGAAAUGGCAAGCACAUUCAAGUCGCCAAAGCAGACUGUAUCUACGGAAACUGGAGCCUCCUAGAUGACGUCGACGCCCUUCCCCAAUAUGCUUCCUGGUCUACUGGGAGCAACACUUGGGCUCCUGAUGUACACCAAUUAUCGGAUGGGUCAUUCGUAAUGUACUACAGCGGCGAGGUGGCCGACAAUCCAUCACACCAUUGCAUCGGCACAGCGACAUCGGAUACGAUCACCGGCCCGUAUAUACCCGAAGAGGAACCCUUUGCCUGCAACCUCACUGUCGGUGGUGCUAUCGACGCCUCCGGAUUCGAGGAUGACGAUGGCACGCGAUAUGUUGUAUAUAAAGUCGACGGAAAUAGCAUCGGACAUGGUGGUAGCUGCGGUAAUACUGUUCAGCCAAUCGUUCCUACACCGAUUAUGCUCCAAGAGGUCGAAUCAGAUGGAGUAACGAAAGUCGGCGAUGCUGUUCAAAUCCUCGAUCGCACCGAAGAUGAUGGCCCGUACGUAGAAGCUCCAAGUCUGAUACGGACAGAAAAGGGAAUGUAUAUAUUGUUCUUCAGCAGCGGUUGCUACCUCGAACCGAGCUAUAAUGUCAAUUAUGCAACCUCGAUGAGCGUGUCAGGUCCGUAUACGCGCGCGAAACAGCCAUUGCUUAGAACAGGGGAAUAUGGAUUGCAAGCACCUGGUGGCGCCACCGCCGUACAUGUUAGGGAUAAGAUCGGUGUCGUAUACCAUGCGAACUGCCAAGAAGGACGAUGUAUGCAUACGUCGCCGACCGAUAUCGACGGCCGGGAUGUGGAUGUUGUGAUUUAAAGGGCGAGGCGAAGGCGACCAUCGACGAUCAUUACCUACCUAAUUCAUCAUGAGAGACGACGUGGAAAAGAGACGAGCUGUACAUGGUUUGUUCGUCGCAUUUCGGUAUAGGCUCUACCUAGAGAAGAUAGAGGGGAGCCUCCG
This is a messenger RNA of Hypoxylon trugodes, 1489 nucleotides long. RefSeq names its product glycoside hydrolase family 43 protein. Lineage: Eukaryota; Fungi; Ascomycota; Sordariomycetes; Xylariales; Hypoxylaceae. The transcript has a single exon. Gene Ontology annotation, molecular function: hydrolase activity, hydrolyzing O-glycosyl compounds. The record is from RefSeq and is a predicted model, not a curated record. The coding region runs from base 353 to 1345 and encodes 330 amino acids. Gene Ontology annotation, biological process: carbohydrate metabolic process.